CUAAGUUGUUUGCAAAUCAGUUUCUGCGUCGCUCGACAAAAAGUCGAGCAAAACAACCAGACUUUCCUCAAAUACGCACAAAGACAUCAGUCGGCAAUGCCUGGAGGGAGGGUGCCAAACUGCCCUGCCUCUGCAUCCAAGCGCCUCAGCUCGACCCCUGUAAAAACUAGCCAGGGGAAAGACCUCCAAACAUCAAAAGCCUUGGAUGACGGUGUGCUAUCCGACGAUGAAGAUACAUUCUCUCUGCUUUCUCCCAUCUAUCAUGACAGUUUUGAUAGUGAUGAAGAGCUGGAGCCCAGCCCAGCACAGCAGACUUCACCUAGACAGAGCAAUGGCUCCAGACUCGCCGUUUCACCAGUCAGAUGUGAGCUCCCAAGAACACCUUCAGUACAGAUGAUGAACGCAGCUGGAGAGCCUGCAGGCUCACCUGCUCUCGGUGCAUGGGAAAUGUGGCUGGUAAAUAAAGCUAAAGAAGACCGUUUCAAAUUGGAAAAACAAGCAGAGGAGGAGCGGUUACGGAAGGAAAAAAAGGAACAGCAAGAAAAGGAGCGGGAACAGAAAAAGAUGGUCAUGGAAGAGAAGAUCCAAGAAUGGUUGAAGAUGAAAAGACAACAGGAGAAGCAUGAGCAACUUCUCAAACUGAGCAAAGAGGAGGAGGAGAUACAGAGGCAACGGGAGAAACGGAGGGAGAUCGAACAGAAAGCUCAACAAAAGUACAAAGACUGGCUGCAGAAAAAGAACCAAGAAAAAAUAGAAAUGGAAAAGAAGGCAAAAGAGGAAGCUGCCCUGAAGGAGAAGCAGGAGAAAGAGCGCCACAUGAGGGCAGAGGAGAAAUUUAAGGACUGGCUGGUAAAAGCCAAUGAAAAAACCAGAGCAAGUCCCAAAUUACCUUCCUACCCAACAAGUCCAUAUGACAAAUCCUACCCAUCACCCAGCUUCUACAAUCCCAUCCCCUGGAAGCCAAUUCACGUCCCUCCUCCAGAGACAUCACUGAAUAAGGCAUCUGUCAAGAAACCUCAGAAACAAAGAAAAUGGCAACAAAGCCCCAGCACCGCUUUUAGACUGAGAAACUCUUUGAGUGCAGCACAGUUUCUGCAAAAGAGAUGACACAGUAGACUGACGUCUAUGACUGAUAGGGCAGCUUAGUUGAGGCUCAAAUAUGAUUUCAUCCCCACUCAUCCACUUAACUACAGUCCCUGAACUGAGUGCUGAAUCAUAGAAGUAUUUCUGCUCUUUAAUAUCAAUGAGGGGAUUAAGCUAACAUAUCUAUAAUUUGGUUUGUUAUAUUGUUCUACACUCGAGUGAUUUUACACAUGCUGAAAUUAGAAGUAGUUCGUCUGAAUUUUGGGGAAUGCUCUGGAUUUUUAUAUGAUUUCACAUAGAUGUUUAUUAUUUUAUACCAUAAUAAUGGUUUGCAUAAAUGUCAUGGCUAGACAUCUCAAAGCCUGGAAUUUAUUUUGUUUUAUCCUGUAAAUUUAAUCAAUCUGCUGUUUGAAUGGGUUCCUUUUUUUCUCUCUUUUUCUGUGCCAUCACUUAACGGCCAACAACACCACAUGUCAUUGGAUUUAACAAGGCAUCAACCACACACACAACCACACACAACCACACAGCAGAAAGAAGGUGGCUUGUGGUCACAGCCAAAGAUAGACCCAGCUUGGUCAAGUGCCCCUCACACUCACACAUUGUUCUGUGUCCAGCUGUGCCUUGUUCUUCAGUGGGCUGAGAUGACGACAGAACAAGCGAGGGGGUGGACAGAGAGAGGGAGACUGAUUCAGAUUCAGAGCAGUAUGCUCAUUCUGUGGUAACAUCUCACUGUGUAUCAAUGUGUGCAGCCUGAGGUAAUAAUAUUUUAAUUACAAUAUAUGUCACAUUAUCCUGUAUUCAACUACAUCCUGUCAAUGUGUGUUGUGUUUUGGUUCUUGCCUUUUCUGCGCUUAACCCCUCUCUGUUGUUGAGUGCUGUGGAAUGUGUUAGUUGACAGUAGUCAGCGAGGGGGCUGAUGGUGUGAGGCGUUUUUUAAAUGUACAAAAAACACUGGGGUCCAAAGGACAGCUGUUAAGACAAAUGUCGAGUGUUUACAUUAUGUCAGUUGGAGGAGCGGUUUUAAACUGUUUGCUCAGGGAUAUUUGCACACUGAGUCUUGUAAGCAAAGCCUGUCUUCUUAAAGAUAAACGGUUCUGUUCAAUGUCA
Messenger RNA from Plectropomus leopardus (leopard coralgrouper), 2190 nucleotides. RefSeq names its product coiled-coil domain containing 34 (gene ccdc34). NCBI's taxonomy places the organism in Eukaryota, Metazoa, Chordata, Actinopteri, Perciformes, Serranidae. The record is from RefSeq and is a predicted model, not a curated record.